CUCCCGUUUAUAACGUAUAUAAGUAUGACGCAAAAAAUAUUACGCGGCGGCAUGUUGAUAGUUACAAUAAUUGCAACAUUUUAAUAAGUAAAAAUUAACCGCAAUCGGUAAUCGUAAUUUGGGUGCUGAACGGUUAACACUAGGCUCCAUGCAGCAGUCUAAUAGUUAUCUGAAGAUACCUUGUUAAGAGGUGAAACACGUGUUGCAAAACGCGCGUGAACAAAAUGACAAUUGGAGAAUGAUUACUAAUGUGGAAGAUAGUAGAACUUCUGAUACUAACAGUGGUAGUUAAUCUUCAAGUAUUGGCAGUCACAUACAUACUACUUGCAGCGGAAUUAAUCCAAAUAAUUCUAAUUAAAUAACAAAUAAAAACCCACUGACAUUAAAAAUGAAGAGAUUCCCAUAUCUUUAUUAUUUGCGUAAUGUUCACUCCCAUAUUUGUUAAGGUUUACUUGCAGGUUAAACGAAAUUGUUACAAAUUUUACAUGACAAUCCUAGGUUGCGGCUAACUGAGAGUAGACAAGUCCAGUGCAUUGUAUUGUAUUUUGGAUUAUCUUUUAUUUCAACAUUAAAACUUCAUUAAAAAUCCUAUAUACCCGCAGAAGUUAGCAGCGGGAUCUGAGGUUAUACCUAAGUUAGCAUAGAUUUGUUUCGGUUUUUUUUUUUUUACUUUGUACACAACAAAAACAAAUCGGUUAUCGGUUCUUUAAUAUUAUCUUAAAAUUAUCUUUGCGUUGUGUUUCUGCAUAAAGUACCUAACUGUAUGGUCAAACGGGAUUAGAAUCAUAAUGCGUGCAUACGACACAUCGCACUGUAGAAAAGACAACAAUUGGUUACUAUAAAGUGACAUAUUACCGAUAGUACAUUUCCAUUAAAAUUUCUACAGGAAAUUAAAUAUUCUGAACAAUUUAUAUUUACGUGUGCAAGGAUUCCUAUUAACCCGCAUAGGUAUGUACAUGAAGAAUUAAAAUUAUUUAGGUACAUACUUUCAAAGAAGACGAUAACAUUCCAUGUGUACUUGACGUGGAAUAGUAAGUAUGUACUCGUCACAUAUUUAUGCAAUAAACCGUAUACUAACCCAACAUUUGUGUUUAGCUAGAAAUAGUGAGCAAUCCUCUUUCUGUACUAUCUUUGGUAAAAUGUAUUUCUCUCAAGUUACAUUACUUUUGUUAUUGUAUAUAUAUGUUGCGGAUGGUGUUGGAAUCAAUGGUCUUGGAAAUGUUUAUAGAUAUUUCCUUAAAGAAAUGAACAGCACUGGAUUGCUAAUGGAAUCUGAUACUACCUCAAUCAAAAGUAAUUGGAUAGAUCUACCGUUAGACCAUUUCAACAUCAAGGAAAAGCGAACGUGGAAGAUGAGGUACUUCGAAAGACUUGAUAUGUGGAAACCGGGCAAACCUAUUUACUUGUUCAUGAACGGAGAAGGCCCUGCAAGUUCAGCAUUUCUGAAAACUGGAAUCAUGUACGAUUUGGCCAAAGAAACGAACGGAGCUAUGUUUUUGUCUGAACACAGAUAUUACGGAAAAAGUAUGCCACUAAAUAAUUCAAACACAGAAAACAUGAAAUAUUUAAGUUCUAGACAGGCUUUGGCUGAUAAUGCACAAUUAUUGGCAUGUAUUAAAUCGAUACCAAAGUUCAAUGAUUCGAAAGUUGUAGUAAUUGGUGGAUCGUAUGCUGGAAACUUGGCUGCUUGGAUGAAAUUACUAUAUCCAGAUGUAGUUGAUGCAGCUCUUGCAAGUAGCGCACCAGUUUUAGCUAAGUUAGAUUUUUAUGAGUAUUUGGAGACUGUGAGUGAAGAUCUCGAUGAGUACGGUCCGCCAGGGUGUUUAGACAAAGUUUCCAAAAUAUUUAAAAGAUAUGAAGACCUCUUCUCAACUGACGAAGGAAUCGAAGUGUUGAAGAAAGAAGAAAAUAUAUGUGCCGAUAAUGAUAUGCGAAAAGAAGAAAAUAGACAAUUAUUUUUCCUAGAAAAGGCCUCUAACUUUAUGUAUCUUGCUCAGUAUGGAAAUCCUGAUAAAAUUUAUAGUUACUGUGAGGACCAGAAGUCUUUGCUUCCAAAUGAUCGUGAUGAAUUCAACCCUGUGUGGAACAAGAAGAAUAAUUGUUUUGAUUACGACUUCGAUAAUAUGAUUGAGAGUAUAAGGGAAAUUGAUUGGUAUUUGUCUUGGACCUAUCAAACUUGUACUGAAUUCAGUUAUUUUCAAACUACCAAUUCCGAUAGUCAACCGUUUACAAGGAACGUACCAAUCGAAUUGUAUUAUAAAAUGUGUACAAAGUUGUUUGGUCCAGAAUUUAACGAAGACAUGGUUAAAAGAGGUGUUAAUGAAACUAAUCGAUUGUAUGGUGGAUUGAAUUUGAACGUAACAAAAGUUGUUUUUGUAAAUGGACAAAUGGAUCCGUGGAGCAAGCUUAGCAUUCUCGAAGAUUUAUCGUAUGAAGCACCCGCAGCGAUUGUUCCUCGAUCUUCGCACUGUAGAGACUUAUUCUCCGAUAGAUCAAGUGACCCUGAAGAAUUGAAGGAAGUAAGGAGGUACGUGAAGUACUUGAUCAAAAGAUGGAUAGGUGCUGGCGAAUAUAGAACCUUGUAAUAUUUGCUUCAUU
Messenger RNA from Galleria mellonella (greater wax moth), 2598 nucleotides. Its product is annotated as putative serine protease K12H4.7. NCBI's taxonomy places the organism in Eukaryota, Metazoa, Arthropoda, Insecta, Lepidoptera, Pyralidae. Gene Ontology annotation, molecular function: serine-type exopeptidase activity; dipeptidyl-peptidase activity. Gene Ontology annotation, biological process: proteolysis. Bases 1038 to 2585 code for a protein of 515 amino acids. The transcript has a single exon. The record is from RefSeq and is a predicted model, not a curated record.